AUGGAGACCUCGCUGAAGAGUGACCUCCGCGAGAAGCAACUACAAGAAGAGUGGUUUCGAGGCUUUCUGCUCAAGGUGCGGGGCGAUGCCGGGGAUGCCAGCGGCUCUGAGCAGGGACCAUCUUCUGAGGCAGAGCAGAGGGCGCUCCUCGCCGGUGCCCGAAAUCGCUGGACGCAGGCGUGCGCGAGAGCCGGCAAACAGAAGUCUGAGACGGAGGCACC
Molecule: messenger RNA, 221 nt
Organism: Symbiodinium necroappetens
Lineage: Eukaryota; Dinophyceae; Suessiales; Symbiodiniaceae
Source: the annotation of a GenBank genome assembly